Funneliformis caledonium is the source of this 1008-nucleotide messenger RNA. The record is from the annotation of a GenBank genome assembly. NCBI's taxonomy places the organism in Eukaryota, Fungi, Glomeromycota, Glomeromycetes, Glomerales, Glomeraceae.
AUGUCAGAGAUUCUAAAUAGUUCGCUCGAAUAUUAUGUCGCCGAAGAAGGUGCAGUGCCUUUGCUUCCUUUCACUACACACGUGUCAUUACAGCAAAUUAUAGAUACUUUUCCAUGGAAUACCAUAAUUUUACCACCAGAAACUAGUUUACAAGAGGAUACAGCUCAACUAAUACAACCAAUACCAAUACUUUCUCAACCACAAGAAACCUCAAGUCCAAAGCCGCAACACACGCAAAUAAGUGAGUCCGUAGAUUGUGAUAACAAGGAGAACGUCACGGGACAAGAAAAGAUUAGAAUAAUGGAGUUUACUUGCACAUAUUGCAAUAAAUUAUAUCGAGGGAAAAAUGCAAGGUCCAUAUUACGACGACAUCUCAAAACAAAACAUAAUAUUAAUCCUCCCCGAGGUACAAGGUGGGAUAAUGAUCCUAAUAGGCCGAAAACUGAUGAAGAAAGACGAUUGAGAGUAUUAGAAUCAAAGAAAAGUAAAUUAGAGGAGAUAAUCAAUUCACAAUUUAAAGUGUGGGCUCAAAAAUCACGAACAAAGAAAAGCCUUGAGAGAUCAUCAUCAACCUAUUUAAAACAGGGAAGAUUUAGUGACAAUUCAUCAAAUCUGGGAAAUCAUCAAAUCGACACAAAUUUACCUUUUCCUGGUUUUGUAAAGCAAGAAGAUAUUGACGUGAUUCCGUAUCAAGACAUCAAUUCAAACUUUGGAGGAUCGCAACAAGUGGAAGAUGAUACGGAUGUAAUUUGUUCAGAUUUUAUAAAACAAGAAUGUAUUGAUAAUUAUGACGUUCCAAAUCAAGUUAAUGUUGUUGAAGAAAUUCCAAAUCAAGCCGUAAAUCUUGAGGAAAUGAAUUUACUCUAUGAUGCUGGUUCCAUCAAAUCAACUUUGCUAUGGUUGGGAGUCACUGCCAAGUCGGAUGCUUGCUGUAUGGAUUAUUCUGAUGAGAGAAAUUUUAACAAUCAAGAACAAAAUAAUUUUUUAAUAAAGGAAGAAUUUGAAUGA